Chlamydomonas reinhardtii is the source of this 2977-nucleotide messenger RNA. RefSeq lists its product as uncharacterized. The transcript has 10 exons. Bases 115 to 1569 code for a protein of 484 amino acids. Gene Ontology annotation, cellular component: mitochondrion. Gene Ontology annotation, molecular function: iron-sulfur cluster binding; iron ion binding. The record is from RefSeq and is a predicted model, not a curated record. Gene Ontology annotation, biological process: iron-sulfur cluster assembly. NCBI's taxonomy places the organism in Eukaryota, Viridiplantae, Chlorophyta, Chlorophyceae, Chlamydomonadales, Chlamydomonadaceae.
AUCCACGGACAACAGACAAUUGGCCAUCUGCGUCUUGCUGAAGACUCUACGUAUACCACUGCACAUAAUCCACCAGCCUCACUUGCCUGCUAUCCAGAAUCCUGAACUUGCGCGAUGUUGCUGCGCAACAAGACAGGCCCGGCCCAAGUGGGCCGGCAGGCCGCACACGCGACAAUUCAGCGUCCUGUGCUUGUACCUAGGGGCCUGGCGGUGCGAGCACUCGCGACGGCCGCUCCCCCAGCGCCUAUCGACGACAAGACGGUGCCAGAAGGGCACAAGGGCUUGCACAACUAUCUGUACAGCGGCGAUGCCGACAAGGAGCACGAGCAGGAUGCUUACAAAGUCCGCAAGGACGAGGACGAGGGCGGCGUGGUGAUGCCGGUGCCCGCCUACCUGGACACGCGCGACGGCGAGAAGCCGCUGGGCGUGUACUGCGUGUACGACAGCGCGGGGGCGGCGGCGUACGUGGGCUACAGCCGCAACAUGGUGCUGGCCAUCAAGGGCCACCUGGCUCGUGUGGGUCCGGCCCGCUGCGCCGCCGUGCGCGCCACGGUGUACGGCAACAAGGCCAUGGCCAGCCGCGCCAACCUGGAGCGGGGGGUGGCCAGCUGGGUGGAGGAGCAGCUGGGCGGAGUGGUGCCGCCCGGCAACGCCGACCCCCAGCAGCGGGCUCUGUGGGAGGGCGUGGCCGCCACCUCCGCCGCCAGCGGCGACGAGUCUGGGCCGGCGCUGGACGUGAGCCACAUGUCGCCGGCGGAGCGCGCCGCGUACGAGGAGAAGCGGACCAAGAUGCGCAAGGCUAUGGGUGAGAAGAUGGUGGAAGGUGACAAGCCGGGCGGGCAGCCCAACGAGGAGCCGCCGGAAGACCUCGCCACGCGCAGGGCCAAGCUGAUGAAGGCCAUGGACCGCGGUGACUGGUCUGCCGUCAUCGACCAGCAGACGCAGGAGGCGGUGGCGGCACAGCAGCAGGACCAGCAGCAGGAGGGCAGCAGCAGCAGCAGCAGCAGUGGCGGUGGCGCCGCCGGCACGGACGGCGUGGUGUCGCCGUUCAUCCGGGAGGCUACCAUGGACGAGGGGGACCUCAUCAAGGAGCGGCAGCAGGCGGGCAGCAGCGGCCGCAGCGGGCGGGAGCUGUCGGUUGAGGCGGUCACGGCGGCGUUGGACGAGGUGCGGCCCUACUUGGAGGCAGACGGCGGCGAUGUGGAGGUGGUGGAGGUGGAGAACGGCGUCGUGUACCUGAGGCUGCAGGGCGCCUGCAGCAGCUGCCCCAGCCAGAGCGCCACCAUGAAGGGCGGCAUCGAGCGAGCCAUCCGCAACGCCUUUGGAGACCAGGUCCGCGAUAUCCUGCAGCUGGACGCCAAGGAGCCGGCCGCCACCGCGGAGGCGGUGGACCGGCAGCUGGACAUGCUGCGCGGCGCCAUCAGCAACCUGGGCGGCAGCGUGGAGGUGGUGUCGGUGGAGGCGGGCGUGGCCACGCUCAAGUACGUGGGUCCGCCCGCCAUAGGCAAGGGCAUUACUGGCGCCGUGAAGGACACCUUUAAGGAUCUGAAGGAAGUGCGGCUGGUGUGAUGAGGAGGCGGUGAAAGCAAGCCCGCGCCAGCAGCGCAACCAAACAGAAGGUGAAAGCCGCGAACCGCCGAACCGUGUUUUGUAUCAGAUGUCCAGACCCAACUUUGGUGGUUAAGGAUAAGAAAACCUUCAACCUCACUUUGAGCAGCGUGCAACGUGUGUGAGUUUGGGGUAGAUUGCUGGUGUGUACAUCACGCCAGCCUGGCCUGGCCCCUCGCCGACCUGCGCCUUCCUGCCCCGCUCUCUCCGCCACGCAGAUACAAGGGGCCAAAGCCAGUGGGCAAGGGCAUUCAAAACAUGGUGCGGGACAAAUUCAAGAAGCAGCUUCGGGAGGUGCGGCUGGUGGAGGCCUGAUGCGCGUAGUUGUGCGGCGCGGUGCGGUCUCGACGGCGUUCACGGCAUGCAACUGCAUGGACCCAUGACUGACAUGCAUUGAGUGGCGGCAGGCGUAUGCGGCGCGUGGGGCAGUAGCGUGUGGUUUGGUGCAUCGACUGCCGUACACAUUGGUGUGUGGUAUGAAAGGCCGCCAUCAGCUUACAGACGUGCAUUCUUUUUUCCUACUGGAGCGCGAAGAGAUUCGGGGUGCUCGGUCUUUGGAUCACAGGCAGUGCGCCGUUGCAACUGCAGUCCGGGACAUUGUGGGAGGACGUGGGUGGACAUGCGGGCUGCGGUGUGGCACCUUGAGGCUUGGUAGGUUGCGGUGGGCGCGAAUUGUGCAAAAACACCGGACAAGCAACCGAGAGCUGGGCGGGAGUGCUAGACGGGCUUGCGAUAGUCAAGAGCUGCCGAGGUGAAGAGUACCGAGUUGGGACGGAGUUCGAGGUGGGACGGAAUGUUGCGGCCUCGUAACACGCAGCCCCGCUGAUGUGUAUAUGCUUGGAGUGCACUUGGAGAUUUGCAUCGUGGGUGUGCAUGUGUCAGGUGCAGCGCGCACGUGCGUGUGCAACCCAGUGGAACAACCAGGCACAGACACCCAACCAGGCUGCUGGGGCCGCUGCUGUGGAAGCAGGCGGCAGCGUGAUGUGCGGGUUCGCCGCUCGAUGCAGAGCGAAAGGAGGCCAUGUGACUAAGGGCAAGCAUGUGUGCCACUUAGCGUGCCUUGUUGCUGUACAUGCAAUGGCGCCCAAGUUACACCUACUGAGGUGGUGCCGGCGUUUAUAUAUAAGUACCGUAGAAGUACAGGAUUACCUUACACAAAUGUCUCCCCAUUACCGGCUGUACUUGCUGUAACACCCGGCAGAGCCUGAUGUGGGUGGUUGCCACAAAGCCUUCUCACAGGGGCCCGCCAGCUCACGGCCCGCAGCACCUAACCGAGCUCAUGUUGCUGGCAAGGCGCGGGGCGGUUUGACACCCAGGCUCAGGAAUGCACGUCGUGCUCACCACCGUGUAACCCCACACAACAAUCAUC